This is a messenger RNA of Haemonchus placei, 1623 nucleotides long. The record is from the annotation of a GenBank genome assembly. NCBI's taxonomy places the organism in Eukaryota, Metazoa, Nematoda, Chromadorea, Rhabditida, Trichostrongylidae.
AUGAGCGAUAUUGCCGCAGAGAUAAAACGUGAGCUGGAGCUCGGCGAAGCGUUGGAUCGGGAGAUUAGCGCUUUAUGGGCUGAAUUGAACAGGUAUGAAAUGGCAAAUACAGACGACUACACUGCUGAAGUAAUAGAUGGGCAAGUUAGCCAGCAACACAAGAUAAAUGAAACUAGAUCCGCUUCGCUCACGAUCUCUGAAAAAUCUCUCAAAAGUGUACUGGAUCAGACAUCAUCAAUCCACAGUACAGCAGGCGAAUUCGUACAUGUUCUGGAAGCGGUAGUUCGUGACGCUGAAGAGAAGGUUGAAUCGUUCCGCAACAGGGUUGAAAAGUUACAACGCAAAAAAGAAAGUAUUAUAACUGAAUCGGCACAAAGAGAUGACCUUCACCAAGCCAUCGCCCAACUUGAAUAUCAACUUGAAAAAAAACGGGAAGAGUUGGAGCAAGAGAAAGAGAUCGUUCGUCUCCAAAACGAAAAAAUUAAGAAAGAGCGAGAAGAAAUUGAGCUCCUGAUCAAGGAGAAGACCGAAUUGUUGGAAAAAAUUGCUAAGGAGGAGAGUAUCCAAGAAGAGCUGCGUGUUUCUAAUAGUAUUGCUGAAAAGGAGUUGGCGGUGAUGAAGGAUCAGAUUAAAUGUGCCGAUGAGAAGAUAGCCCAAUUACAUGCGGAUCAAACUGCUCUAGAAGAACGAUUAGCUAGUGAUUCCCUGAAGUGGCAAGAGAAAUUGUCCUCUGUAAAGGAGAAGAGCUGCGAGGAAGCUAUACUUGCCCUUGAACGUGAUCUCCUUGCGUUUACAGAUCGAAUUACUCUCGAAAAGCAAGUCACGCAGGAACGAAAGCAAAAAGUAUUGUCAGACCUCAACAGCGCCCGAGAACUUUUGGCGCAAGAGCAAGGGUUGUAUUCCUCAAAGCGAGAUGCGUACGAGAAGCUGUGUGCGGAAUUGAACAGUAUUCAAUCGCAAAUCGACGCAUUCACCUCUCUUCGCACACCUUCUAAGCCUGUCGAGUCUGCAGCAGCCGGCGCAGAGGGAAAUAAAAAAUCGUCAAGAAGGAAAAGAGCGAAGCGCAGACCGGUGGAAUCAGAUAGUGAUGAAGGUUCAUCAUCAUGCAUUCCUGAAGUUGAAGGCUUGAAGCCCUUUUCGCCGGAUACAAUAUCCUUCAAGCAGCGGCAGAAAUCGGCAGGAUCAUCUUGUAGAAGCACAAAAAGUGAUUCACGAGGCACCAUCAGAGUUGAAAGGAAAACACCGGGAGCUGCUCCCGAAAACGAAGUUCAAAUGUCCGAUCAAAAUCCAUCUCCAGCCGCCCCUCAGAGACGGGAUGACGAGCAGCAUGCUAAUAAUAAUGAGGCGAGCGGAGCAGCCGGAUCCGAUUCUAAUAGUUCUGAUAGUAGCAUAUCACCUCCUUAUGAGAAUUUUGUGACGAAAAGGUUUCCGAACGAUAUAUUUUUGAAGAAAACGCCAUCAAUCGAUGGAAUUGAUUCUGCCGUUUCUCCUAAUGUCUCGGCAAAUGGUAUAUCUCUUGAGACAGAUUCUGAUCAAAGUAUUUGGUCAUGUGCAUCACCCAAUAAGGGAGCAAAUGCAAUGGAUACGACUAUCGAAACAGACCUUGAUCAAAGUCUUUGGUAG